UAAAAGGUGACCCAUCUCAGUAAUGUGAAGUACAACCAUGAGUCCAUGCAUCUUCUCAAUCUUGGUGAUUUUGUGGCCGGUAAUGGCUGUGGAGAUGUUCACCUUGGAGGGCAAGCAGAUCCUCGAAACCUUGCACUGUCCACAUUGCGAACGCAUCCAUUGUUCCCCUCGUCGAGCGCUGAAGCUCCAGUGUAAGGGAGGAAUCACCACUGGUAUCUGCGGUUGUUGUCCAGCCUGUGCCAAGCUUGCGGGAGAAACCUGUGGAGGUACCUGGGACUACCUGGGGAAAUGUGAUGAAGGGCUGGUUUGCAUUUACCCAGAAGAAACUGAUGGAAAACCAGAGGCAGAACUCAAGGGAAUCUGCAAAUCAGUGCUGGAGGUUCUCAAAGCCGACACUUGCAGACCGGAGUGCACAUGGGAGUUCUGCAAGGCAAAUCCCAAUGAAAUAUGCUCAGCCAGGUCUGUAUCGUUGGAGAAGCGUGAGUGUGGAAGUCACUGCCAGCACACCACCUGCUCCAGCUGCUUGGUUCUCAGACCUCCAUCGUGUCCUGAGUCUUGUUCUCCAACAGAUCACGUGUGUCUGCAUCGCUUCGGCAGGUGUGUGCAAGGACACCUGACCCAAGAAACACAUCCACCCAUCUGCCACCAGAACCUACAGAAUAACUCUGAGGGAUUCUUUGUGUGUUUGGCCCCUACCUGUCCAACUGCAGCCAACUGAUUCUGCAUUUUAAGAAGAAUCCAAAUAAUGUAAUCCAGAUGUAAAAUGUAGCAUAAAAGGCAGCUAUUUUUAAUAAUGCAUUUCAUUACUGUUUAAAAAAAAAAAGAAUUCUGUGAAAUUACUUUCAUUAUUCUUGUACAGCUUUUGUCAUACAAUCUACAUUUUUUUUUUGUCAUUAAAACAUGUUAAAACUGCAUUUCGAUGCCUACCAUUAAUAUUUUUGUCAUAUAAUCAUGUCCGUUUUUUAAAUGAUGUAUUCUAAUAUUUGCAUUUGCGAAUGUUAAAUGAAUAAAACUAUUUUAAUUUCAGAGAUCACA
Molecule: messenger RNA, 1035 nt
Organism: Carassius carassius (crucian carp)
Lineage: Eukaryota; Metazoa; Chordata; Actinopteri; Cypriniformes; Cyprinidae
Product: IGFBP domain-containing protein
Exons: 4
Coding region: 38-718 (226 amino acids)
Biological process (GO): regulation of cell growth; regulation of signal transduction
Cellular component (GO): extracellular region
Molecular function (GO): insulin-like growth factor binding
Source: RefSeq, a predicted model, not a curated record